Messenger RNA from Triticum dicoccoides, 1976 nucleotides. Its product is annotated as tetraketide alpha-pyrone reductase 1-like. The record is from RefSeq and is a predicted model, not a curated record. Lineage: Eukaryota; Viridiplantae; Streptophyta; Magnoliopsida; Poales; Poaceae. The transcript has 8 exons. The coding region runs from base 208 to 1254 and encodes 348 amino acids. Gene Ontology annotation, molecular function: oxidoreductase activity, acting on the CH-OH group of donors, NAD or NADP as acceptor.
UAUCAGCCUGAUGGAAUGAACAAAAAUAUUCAGUCAGCAAACUCAUUGCUAUUCCACACCAACCUGUCACCUAGAUAUCUUCAGAAUGUGCUGUAAAUCUGCAUUCUACCAACCAAGCUUUGUACCUGUUAAUAACUGUGAUCAAAAAAAUGGGGUGAUGAACCAUUCUUGAUCCUCCUCCUCUAGAAUGUUCUUUGACGUGCUUAUAUGAGAAGCUGGAUUUGCAUCAAAUCUCAGCUUCACCACUUCCAGUUCGAGAGAAUGGUGAGCUCAACCAAGGGCAAAGUGUGUGUAACUGGGGCCUCAGGCUUUCUCGCCUCUUGGCUCAUCAAAAGGCUUCUCGAGUGUGGAUAUCAUGUGAUAGGGACAGUCAGAGACCCAGGGAAUCGAAAAAAAGUGGGACACCUUUGGAAACUGCCUGGUGCAAAUGAGAGGCUCCAACUUGUGAGAGCUGAUUUAUUGGAGGAAGGGAGCUUUGACGAUGCUGUGAUGGCUUGUGAGGGCGUCUUCCACAUCGCAUCGCCUGUCCUCGGGAAAUCCGACUCCAAUUGCAAGGAAGCAACACUUGGUCCUGCAAUUAAUGGUACCCUAAACGUGCUAAGGUCGUGCAAGAAGAGUCCGUUUCUCAAAAGGGUUGUUCUCACAUCUUCAUCGUCCGCGGUGAGGAUUAGGGACGAAACUCAGCAGCCAGAACUGUUGUGGGAUGAAACAACGUGGAGCUCUGUGCCACUCUGCGAAAAGCUACAGCUAUGGUAUGCCCUGGCAAAGGUAUUUGCAGAGAAAGCAGCAUUGGACUUUGCCAAGGAGAAUAACAUUGACCUUGUCACCGUUCUUCCGUCAUUCGUGAUUGGGCCCAGUUUGUCCCAUGAACUGUGUACAACUGCUUCUGAUAUCCUUGGCUUGCUUCAGGGUGACACGGACAGGUUCACUUCGUAUGGGAGGAUGGGAUAUGUUCACAUCGACGACGUUGCACGGAGCCACAUUCUAGUGUAUGAAACACCCGAGGCAAGGGGCAGAUAUCUGUGCAGUUCAGUGGUUCUGGAUAACAAUGAAUUGGUUGGCUUACUCACAAAGCAGUUUCCAGUAUUCCCUAUUCCAAGGAGGCUCAACAACCCCUACGGAAAGCAGGCGUAUCAGCUAAACACAUCCAAGCUCCAGGGGCUGGGCCUCAAGUUCAAAGGAGUGCAAGAGAUGUUCAACGACUGCGUCGAGUCGCUGAAAGCUCAGGGCCAUUUGCUGGAGUGCCCGUUGUGAAAAUAGAGACAACACGAACAAGAGCCAUAGCCAAACACGUGGCAACUAUGUCUAGAUCAUGAAUCGGAUAGAUGCUGAUCAAAUGCCCUUCUGUAGAGGGUCAGCAGAUGCAGUUCCUUGCGGAUGACUUCCUGCUCGAGGGCCGCAAUCUCCCCAGCUAAAUCUGCGAUGGACUGCAGAACUGCAAGGUCACGGCUAAGAACACAGGCAUAAUUGAAGGUCCAGAUGAGCUUUCUACAAAGAAGGAAAAAACCCGAAAGGUGAAAGUGGGUCUGCCAUUAAUUUCGUUGCACAGUGUGUGAGUCAACCAUUUUGUGCAGAAAAUGAAGGCUGAGCAUCCUUGCACAGGGGCGCCGUACGGGCGGUGUAAAGGAGAUGAAUGAGAUGUGAUGAGGAUGGUUGGCGCGUACAAGUAUACAGUACACAGAAUAAUAAGUUGCUCAACUAAACAGUGCAAAAUUGUUAAGUGUUCUGUAUGCAUAUAUGGGCGACGAACUGAACUGGACGCCGUACUUGGUUAUGGACCGGAGUCUCUAGAGUUUAAGUUCGGUGUCAAUUUGCAGUGUUUCUUCACAUUUUUACUCUGUUUUUCUUCACGGACGAUAAGGAUGAUUUCCUCCUAUAUGGGUCCAUGUAUAUAAUUCUUAAUUCUUACUGAAAAUGACCAAACCAUAAUCUUUUUGUUCCUUUAUUACUGAUGAAUGAAAAUAGCAAUUGAAGUG